UCCUCCAAUUAGUCUGUCUAAAGCCAGGAAGUGUUGUAAAGGGUGCUAAAAACUCCGCAGAUAAUGGGCAAAUAUGCCUGACCAGAACAGCUGUCAUAAAGAUUUUUAACCAUAUUCACUGUCGUCAUUACACAAGCUACAUCCAAUUGCGUAUCCAUCAGCACUUCAUUUGUCGGCGGGUUUGAUACUUUGACUGGACAGGAUCAUCUGAAGCGAGGAGUCGUCCUGGGCGUGUUUGCUCUAAGAUCUGUGUAUUUUAUGUGCAUGGCCCUUGGUGUGGGAGCACCAUGAGUGGGGAGCCUGAUGCCUUGGCUGUGGUGAAUCAGCUGAGGGACUUAGCUGCUGACCCCCUCAACAGACGAGCUAUUGUCGAAGAUCAAGGCUGCUUGUCAGGCCUCAUUCUCUUCUUCGACCACCCCAAUCCACAAGUCGUCUACUCUGCGCUAUUGGCGGUGCGCUACCUGGCAGAAUGCCGUGCCAACAGGGAGAAGAUGAAGGACGAGCUGGGAAUGAUGCUGAGCCUGCAGAACGUCAUGCAGAAGGGCACGUCGCCAGGCGAGACCAAGCUGCUAGCUUCUGAGAUCUACGAGAUCCUGCAGAACUCCAGCAGUGCAGAAGGCGAACAGGCAGAAGCAGCCACCUCUUGCAGAAAAAAAGCCCAAUUUUUCCUGGGCUCAACGAACAAACGGGCCAAAACAGUGGUGCUUCAGAUCGACGGGCUUGAUGAUUCGGCUCGGAGGAGUCUUUGUGAAGAAGCCCUGCUAAAGAUCAAAGGUGUCAUCAGCUUUACCUUCCAGAUGGCUGUGAAGAGAUGUGUGGUGAGGAUCCGUUCAGACUUGAAGGCCGAGGCGUUGGGAACUGCUAUAGCUUCAACCAAAGUCAUGAAGGCACAGCAUGUAGUGAAGGGGGAAGAUGGAUUGGAUAUUGUAAUCCCAUUCCAAGGGGACUCGGAUGUGGUGGUCGAGCAGAACAUAAAUUUGCCGGAUUAUCUGCCUGAGGACGAGAGCCUGUCUCAGGAGCAGCACAAGGCUGUGACACGACUGGGCUCCGUGCAAGAUGGCGUGAGCUGGCUGAGCACGGCCGCCAACUUCCUGUCCCGUUCAUUUUACUGGUGACCCCACGACUCCCCGCAUGCCCCGCCCCUUUACAACCCGCCCUCGACGUGCCAGACUGCCGAGCGCAUCCGCAAUAAACGUAUAACCUUGUUCCAACUAUAUAAAAGGCUACAACAGGCGGCUGUAAAUGGUACGCGAUCCAACCUGCUCCUGAAACUCACGUUAGCGCUGCAUACGCACCUCACGAGACACUAAAACCUGAGAGCAACCGGGAGAAGUUCACAGAAAGCAUUUCAUGUGUAUCUGCUCUCUCUUAUUCACCUUUUAUGUUUGGUCAUGGGAAGGUUUUCAAACGAUGCGCCCCAGAUUCUCCUUGCAGGUUUGCUUCUGUUGAGACUAAACAACGCCUUGGGGGUUUCGCCAGGCGGGUCGUACCUUGAGGUUUUCUAAAUUUCUACAAAUUUGGGUGCUUUCUGACGUGUUCUAACCCUUCAUCUCAGCUUUCUUGUACAUUUUAAAAAAUUUUGUUUGUUUUUCAAUUAUUUGAUAAUCCUAAUAUUACUUUAUUCAUCAGCACUUUUCAAAGCAUGCAUAUUUUUUUGAACUGUGUGUGUCUUUGCUAUGUAGCUUGUUGAUUAAUUUUCUCGGUUUUAAAUCCUCUUUUUUUGCUUCGUCUGAACUUCUAAAGCCUUCUGAAGAUGUGAUUUUUAGGUUUGAAAUGUGUAGUGAUGGUUCACUCUUCCUCACAGAGCUCAUUUCACAUAAAACAUAAUUAAAACACCUGCACUGGUUGGUGUGCAUUAAUAAUAAUUAACGGUUUAACGCCUCCAGUAAAGAGAAGCCACCAGAAAAUAGCUGUUACUAUGUGUGAAAAAUUGCUAACCUUUUAUGUUACAGCAUGUGCCAAACACCAGAUAACCUUCUUUACACUAGCAAAAUAUGUUGUAAAAUAGCUCUGACCCUUUAGGAAUUGAUAUUAUAAACUUUUUUUUUUGUACCUUUCUUAAACGUCAAUGCAGUUUUCCUUUAUGCCAUGCUGACUAUUUAUAAAAUGUUUUUUUUUGUGUGGGAGUGUGUGUAUUCCUAAAUACCAUAAAUCUGAAUGUUUUGUUCAGGGCCUUUCAUACACACGGUCAUUUGUAAUGUGGGUUUUUGCUAGCCAAAAGUAUGAUCCGGUUUCUGACCGGUUAUGUGCACGUCACCUCUGCAUGACCAUCAAUCACCCCUUGAGAUUUCCCUGACCGACGGUGUCGUUUAACAGUUUAGAUAAUCAACUGACCUCACAUAUUGCAUUCAGGGCGUUCAGUCCGCUCAGGGAUGUGUGUACGUUGUCCUGCAACUGAUGGGUCUCAUGUACAUCGCAGUUUAACGCCGGUGCGUUCCCAAAAGGAGACCUACACACAUCGAUAUCAAAAUGAGUUAAACCAGUAUAUGUCCUUUCCUAAAUGUACCUUUUGUUUUUUUUUUUUCACCUUAUGCUGGAAAACUUGGGUUGUCGUAAGGUAUCAGUGUUUGCACCCUUUUGCUUUUUUCCGCAUAAUCAGCAAUACUUUAAGACU
Messenger RNA from Sinocyclocheilus anshuiensis, 2614 nucleotides. It is a transcript of the gene armc1, whose product is annotated as armadillo repeat containing 1. The transcript has 7 exons. Gene Ontology annotation, molecular function: metal ion binding. Bases 288 to 1115 code for a protein of 275 amino acids. The record is from RefSeq and is a predicted model, not a curated record. Lineage: Eukaryota; Metazoa; Chordata; Actinopteri; Cypriniformes; Cyprinidae.